AUGCCGGACAGCCAACGGUGCGAACAUUAAGGUAAGGCAGCCAUGCCAAGGCCGUCUCUUCCCUCCUAUGACUCUGCUUAGCCGCUGCACUCCUUCGCCGGAUAAACUCCUCAAAGCGCCGUCGUCCUGCUCCCUCUCCUUUAUCCUCGCCCUCCUCAGAGCCUGCAAGGCCACCCGUCACCUCCAACAGGUGCACUCCCGCAUCGUCCGCAAGGGCCUAGAGCAAGACCACUUCAUCAUCACCCACUUCAUCUGCUUCUGUAACUCUCUUCGAAACCUCCUGUACGCCACCACCGUCUUCAAUCGCGUCCUCAAACCCAGUCUCUAUCUCUGGAACUGUCUCAUCAAAGGACAAUGCGAUCAUUCUUCCGCAGCUGCGACUUUCACGGUCUUUGUUCGUUUGAAGCGGUCUGAAACUGCCCCGGAUAAGUUUACUUUUCCGUCUUUGAUUAAAGCAUGUUCGAAUGAGUGUGCGAAGAGGGAAGGCAUGGUCGUUCAUGGGCUGACCAUGAGGUGCGGAUUGGAUGAUGAUGUGUUUGUGAGGACCAGCCUGAUUGAUUUUUAUGGGAAGUGUCGAGGGAUUGAGUGUGCGCGCAAGCUGUUUGAUGGGAUGCAUGAGAAGAAUGAGGUUUCUUGGACGGCUAUGAUUGUUGGGUAUGUAAAUGCCGGUGAUGUUGCUGAAGCUACGAAGUUGUUUGAUGAAAUGCCGCGAAGAAAUAUUGUGUCUUGGAAUGCGAUGAUUGGUGGGUUUGUGAAAUUUGGGGAUUUGAGGAGUGCUAGGAGAUUGUUUGAUGAGAUGCCUGAAAGGAAUGUGGUUUCUUUCACAGUGAUGAUUGAUGGGUAUGCAAAGGCGGGUGACAUGGCGUCAGCGAGGCUUUUGUUUGAGCAAUCCCCCAGUGUAGAUAUUAUUGCAUGGUCAGCUUUGAUAUCGGGGUAUGCACGAAAUGGUCAGCCAAAUGAAGCUGUGAAGAUUUUCUUUGAAAUGGGUUUGAGGAAUGUUAAGCCUGAUGAAUUUAUAAUGGUGAGCUUGAUGUCGGCUUGUUCCCAAGUUGGUGACUUGGAACUGGCUAAAUGGGUUGAUUCUUACUUGGAUAGGAGUUCAAUUGAUCUCCAUCGAGCUCAUGUUGCUGCAGCCCUUGUAGACAUGAACGCAAAGUGUGGGAAUAUGGAGAGAGCGGCAAAAUUAUUUGAAGAAAUGCCUAGAAGGGAUGUAAUUUCAUACUGUUCUAUGAUGCAAGGCUUGUCAAUGCAUGGGCGUGGGGCUGAGGCUGUUUGCCUCUUUGCUAGAAUGCUGAAUGAAGGGCUGACUCCGGAUGAUGUGGCCUUUACAGUUGUCCUGACAGCUUGUAGUCAUGCGGGACUUGUUGAAGAGGGGUACUUUUACUUUGAUACCAUGAUCAGUGACUACUGUAUAGUUCCUUCUCCCGAUCAUUAUGCAUGUAUGGUUGAUCUUCUUGGCCGAUCGGGACGGUUAGAAGCAGCUUAUGAGCUUAUAAAAUCAAUGCCUGUAGAGCCCCAUGCUGGUGCUUGGGGUGCACUUCUUGGGGCUUGUAAACUACAUGGAAAUAUUGAGUUAGCAGAGGUGGUUGCUGGACGGCUUUUUGAGCUUGAACCUCACAAUGCUAGUAACUAUGUGUUGUUAUCUAACAUCUAUGCUGCAGCAGAUCAGUGGUUGGAUGUUUCUCUUCUACGGGAUACAAUGAAGGAGAGAGCACUUAGAAAGAUACCGGGUUGCAGUUGGAUCCAUUUGUAGUCAAAGAAUUGUGGUAUUUUAUUUUAUACAGCGCCAUAGCUUGAGGGCAUUUUAUUUGCAAGAAUUCAACUUUUUUGGAAUUGUCACACAGCAUUGUGAUGAUGAAGACUAAACCCCAGAUAAGAAAUUACAGUUUGGCAAUGGGUUGAUCAAUGUGUAGGGUUCGUGAAUCUCUGCAUGUGAAGACUUGCACAUAUGAGCAAUUACCUCUGAGGUGUGGAUUUCUAUUUGCAUGUUCUUUGAUUUUCUUUAUUCUAAGAGGUCCAAAUGACAGUUGUACAAGAAGGAUCAUACAGCAUCCUUCUGGACGGUGAACCAUGCUUUCAUAAUUUGAUGAUUCCUUGAGGAUGGCUUAAGAAUGUCUCACCUUCCUGGUCCUGGGAGUCUAAGUGGAGUGUGAGCAAGGGUUUUUAAAAUGUAGUGACCGUUAACUUUCUUGAUUGUUACAUAACAAGUGUUAGGAUAGAUUACAGUUCAUUUUAUUUAUGGCAUUUUUUUUAUUUUUAUUUUUGUUUUUUGUUUUUUGACAGUAUUUGUCAGUUUUUACGUCAUUGUCGUGGUAAGGGCUUUAUCCAGUAUAUUAUGCUAUACUGGCAAGGAAGCAAAAUGGAUUGCCAGAAAGACUUGCAUACUUGCACUUUUAUAGGUUUCCACUUUGUUGCAGCUCAAAUGUGCAGGCUAACUAUUGAUGGAGUUGCUCAUGAGAGAAUGCCAGAUUCUCCAAAUAUGUCCCAUGUUCCUCACCACAAAAUUCAUAUGCGAGUUUAUCAUAAAUGCAGAGAUGAGCUCAAAGAAGCAAAUGACUAAUUUAAAAAGUUUGAGCUUUUCAUCAAUGAUGUUUGAGGAGAAAAUGUUGGCAUCUGUAAAUCAGAGGUGGGAGAGGUAAAGUUUUGCUGUUCCCUAUUUAAGCCUCCUCCAAGGCGAAAAUUGUCACUGUUCUAGGUAAGUUUUCUAUGAUGCUAGGAUUUGAGCGUGGUAAUGAAAUAAAUGGGGGCACGAGUGUUCUUAAACUGAAUUAUUUAAUUGUGAAGUUAAAAGUUGUCUUUAUUUUCUGUCUAUGCAUGCUGUGUAUUAAGCAAUGUUAUCAUGUCCACAUUGUAUAAUUUAUUUUGAUAAUUGAUAUCAAUGGUCUUAUUUU
Malania oleifera is the source of this 2891-nucleotide messenger RNA. RefSeq names its product putative pentatricopeptide repeat-containing protein At5g37570. The record is from RefSeq and is a predicted model, not a curated record. The transcript is spliced from 2 exons. NCBI's taxonomy places the organism in Eukaryota, Viridiplantae, Streptophyta, Magnoliopsida, Santalales, Ximeniaceae. Gene Ontology annotation, biological process: RNA modification. Bases 68 to 1753 code for a protein of 561 amino acids. Gene Ontology annotation, molecular function: protein binding; RNA binding.